AUGGCUAGUCGAUUGGCAUUGCCGUUGGUUUUACUACUGGCCACGUGGCUUGCGAUAGUAGUUGAAUCUGGUCCAGUGAUUAUGCGUGAUGAAAACGAGCUGGAAAGUGGCGAUGAAGAAGAAAUCGACCUAUCCCAUCUUGGUCUGGAUAUCUACGGAGAACCGGACGAAUCGGUCGGCGAACGCGUUGCUCAGUACAAUCCGGAAACGGAUCUCGUUAACCCGGAGGAGCUGGGAACGUACGUCGACGGGGACAUACUGAUUACGAGGCCCGGCGGACGAAACGGGCUCGCUGACAAAAGUACACGCUGGCCGGGAGGUGUUGUACCGUUCGUGAUAAGUGGAAAUUUUCAGGCUAAAGAAAUGCAAAUGAUCGAAGAUGCUUUCAAUCAGUAUCACACGAAAACCUGCGUCCGGUUCAAACCCCGCAUGGGCGAGAAGGAUUAUAUUUCGAUUGAGAGCUCCAACAGCGGAUGCUGGUCCAGCGUGGGACGUACCGGAGGACGUCAGGAGGUGAACCUGCAGAUGCCCGGUUGUACGACCAAGGUGGGCACAAUCGUUCACGAACUGAUGCAUGCGGUGGGCUUUCUGCAUGAGCAAAAUCGAUACGAACGUGACGAUUGGGUGUCGAUUCAAACGCAGAACAUUCAACGUGGCACGGAGACAAAUUUCGUCAAAGCUAAGAGUGGAACAACUGAUGCAUUCGGAGUGCAGUAUGACUACGGCAGUGUCAUGCACUAUUCUGCAACGGCGUUCUCGUCCAAUGGAGCGCCAACUAUUAUAGCUAAGUAUCCGUUGAGCGGCACAGCUAUGGGCCAGCGGGAGGGAUUUUCUCGCAGUGAUGUUGAAAAGAUCAAUCGAAUGUAUCACUGUGGAGGCGAAACUACUGGUUCGGGCCCGUCGAUUAGCUUACCAUUCCCAGUUCCAUCUCCUCCGUUUGUUCCAAACAGUGGAUACUAUCCAUAUCCGUACCCAAAUCCAUACCCAUAUCCUCCGUCCGGUGUAGUUCCGCAAACGUAUCCGCAUCCCGGUGGAAGCUAUCCACAAGGACCUUACGGACCAUAUCCGCAAGAUGAGACACCGAACGGGUUGAUCAAUUCUGUGCAGAAUAAUCUUUAA
Sabethes cyaneus is the source of this 1119-nucleotide messenger RNA. RefSeq names its product hatching enzyme 1.2-like. The record is from RefSeq and is a predicted model, not a curated record. NCBI's taxonomy places the organism in Eukaryota, Metazoa, Arthropoda, Insecta, Diptera, Culicidae. The transcript has 3 exons. Bases 1 to 1119 code for a protein of 372 amino acids. Gene Ontology annotation, biological process: proteolysis. Gene Ontology annotation, molecular function: zinc ion binding; metalloendopeptidase activity.